Molecule: messenger RNA, 3563 nt
Organism: Mercenaria mercenaria
Lineage: Eukaryota; Metazoa; Mollusca; Bivalvia; Venerida; Veneridae
Exons: 8
Coding region: 456-2117 (553 amino acids)
Biological process (GO): signal transduction
Molecular function (GO): protein binding
Source: RefSeq, a predicted model, not a curated record
GUGUUGUUGCACUUAUAAAAUAGACUGGCCCGGAUUAUAGGUUGGUCAGGACUACGGACAUGUAUUGAAAUACCAUUGAAAUAUUUCUAUAAAAUGUUUCUCAUCCGCUUCUUCCCCUUCCGUUUGGAUCCGUCUAUGUUUAUAUUUUAUGGACUGUUUGUUAAUUUUAUGGACUGUACGUUAUUUUUGUAUACAGUUGAGUGAUAAAAUCAUAAAAUCAAUCUGAAUAUGACUACCCCAUUGAAAAUAAACUCGUGUAAAAGCUAGGUAUGUUCAAAGGUCAGUGACGAACUUCUUCCUGAAUAAACAGUUAUCAGCUGAGUGUAUUAAUUUCAUAUCGGAACCAUAAAAGCAGUAGGCUGUAAUACCAGACAAAUCUAACAAGGUCUUCAUAUGUUGUCAAAUCAGAUAAAUGCCGGGAAAAUGAAUACAGAUCAUGGGAAUAAGAAAAAUGUAUGUCAGUAGUAAGAUUAAAACAAACGAAUACUGUGGAAGAAAUGAAAUUAGACACUGAAGAAACUCCCCAUCCUCCUCAGUUGUUGCCGCCUGGUACAACUGAUGGUUCCGAGACUGACCUGGAUUGGAACAGUCUAUUCGCACAUUUUGUGACAAUCUUACCAUCGAGAAACUACAAACUUUUCUUCAUUAACCUCUUUUCUUGCACACAACAUUGUCAAAUAGAUGGAAGAAGCUCUGAAGAUAUAAUCGACGCAAUUGAAAUCCAACAUAAGUAUGACGCAACAGAAUCGAAACUGUACGAAUUACUAAGAGCAUGGAGAGAUUCAGCAGGUGCAGAAGCAAAAGUGGCGCACAUAGAGAAUACACUUCAUCUAAUGGGACAAAAGUUGUGUUUGGAAAAAUUACAGACAUAUAUGAGAGAUCCUCCAAAGUUACGAAAGCCAUGCUAUUCAAGUACGUUUGCAUAUCCGCAUCGGAUCAUACCAUUUACAAGUACAGUAGCUUUACCUCACAGUUCGUCCACAGUAUGUGAUCCGCACGUAGGUUUACGUUUUAUGCCACGUUCCAGCUUGUUUGAGUUACAUGACCAUAGAAUGCAGCCAUGCCACAACACUCAGUCUUAUCCAUAUCAAAAUCAAAACUCAAUCACUGGUGAUAUUCGGCAGUUACAUACAUUAGAAAAUAUGCCUUUGAACAGCUGUCUGACAAAACCAGCAAUUAUGCCCGCUGUUUCAACUAUUCUAUCUUAUGAGUCGGAAAAGAGAACCCAGGACCGCAGAACAGAUUCUUCCUCCUCUUCAGACGAAUCUACAAUGCUUCAUAGAGUAUCGCCAAAAAAACGUUUUAAACCGACGAAAAUGUAUCCAGAGCAUUGUAGAAGGCUUGUUCCGUGGACUAAAUUAAACACGGAUGGUAUUAUAGAUUUGCUAAAGACAUGCUUUCCUUUAAAGUGGUAUACGCCGACAAUGGAACAUUAUUAUCUUUUCCUAUGCCAUACUGUUUCGUGUACAAUGGAUGCUGCACAGAAGUCGGAAAAACAAGUGCUUUCACUAGAAUAUAAUGACUACAGAGAGGCACAUGUGCACAAAACAAAACGUGGAAAUAUGACCAUAGUAGUCGACACCAUACAUGGGUGCAUCAAUCUUAACCAGGAACAGUGGGAUUGCCUUAAACUUUACACGGAUCAUGCACGAGAAAAGAUCUACAAAAGUUCGUUAAUAGAAAGAAGCAAAUACGUCUUUAUCAAGUUUGACGGCCAGCCAGUUAUUCAAGAGAUCGAAGAAAAGAGUGCUUCGCUUACAUCCGGAGAAGGUAUUGCAGAAAAACCAAUACAUUCUAACAACCCGGAUAUUGACACAGAAUCAGCAGAAGCGUUUCAGGUUACACCAGAAAGAUGUGCAAUGGACGAAAAAGGACGUGUGUCGCCUGAUACUGAAGAUAAGAGUGAUUCGAUCACAUCCGAAGCACCUGAACACAAAGAAUUAUUGCGAGAAAGAAAUGCGGAAUGCAGAACAGUAGGUUUCACAGAUACACAAAUACAUUCUGCCAACGCAGAUAUCAACACAGAAGCUGCAGAAACGUUUUUAAAGACACAAGAAAGUAGUGCAGGAAGUAGUGCAAAGGAAUGUAAGUUUAAGCGUUACCAGAGUAGAGUUUGAUUAACUUAACAAUGGAUGUGGACAUAGUAGGGGUAGAUGUGCCGACAUGAUUAUUGAAAUAAACAGAUUGAACUAACACUUGGAGACUACAAUGGUGCUGCAGCAGAAUUAAGCAUUGGACUCGGCACAUUAUGAGUGUGAUAUUGACUCUGUGUACAUGAACCGUUGACUUAAAACUACCAAACACAUUUUCUUUGGAGCCAAAAUGUUGCAGUAUUUACUGUGCAAUUUUCUUUCAGUUUUUCUUCAAUUUCUAUAUUUAUUAAAUAAGUCAGUACAACAUGGACGAAACUCAGUUUUUGAAAACUUUACAGGAAAAGCAAAAAAAAAAAAAAAAAAGAAAAAAAAAACAUUUUACAUUCCAUUCAAAUGUGGUAACGAGAAACAACAUCAUUUACAUAUUUUUAUCAGAUAAUAGUAAUGUGGUAAAAUAUGUACACAAAUAUACAUUGAAGACUUAUUUGAAGGUUUGCCAGUUAUAAAUGUGUUACGCUGAAAUGUUCUUAAAGUUUGGCAUUAGCUCAGUGCAACAAGGUCUAAACUGAAAGAUGACAACAAAUUUAUUAGAGAUUAAUCAUUACAGAGGUGGUUUUUAAAAGACUAUUAAUUUGAUAUUUUCAAGUGCAUCCGCUUGUCACUUUCAAUAUUCCAUUCACCAGUUAUACUCGCAAAAAGUGAAACACAAUAUUAAUAUAAAAAUUUGGACUACAUGUACUACAAAUUACACAUUAAAACAUUGAAUUCAUUUAAUCUUUUCAAUUGCCACUAUAAGACAAGCAUACAAAUUGUGUUUAAUUUAUUAUUUAGAAUACAAAAUAAUUCCACAAUAAUCUAGUUAAACGAUCGUAAAGACAACAGGAUAAAAAAAGACAUAUAUUUUCUAUGGUGUUUGAACAUGUUACUGUAUAAUAGUGGUUGAGAACCUUCAAGGUCAAAGGAAUUUUAAUAUUUAUCUGCAUAUAGGCAACGAGAGCCUAUUUGAAUUUACUGUUUGUAGGCACCGAGAGCCUUUAAGAUUUUAGGAGCACAAUACUAUUCUGUGAAAGAACGAGUGCAUAAAUCUUGAUACAGACUACAUAUUUUUCAUUGCAUACACAUCUACAAGAAAAGAUAUUAUGAAUUACAUAAAUUUGUUCUUUAGCCAGAGUAAAAUUUAAAAUGCUUUCAUUAAAGAACACAACAACACAAAUGAAACUGACAUCAAAAAUGACGUCAUACAAUUGAUAUGCAGUUUGAACGUCAGUAUGAAAAAUUAUAAUAGAGAGUUUGAGAUUUCAAACCUCGCCUUCCCCUUCAACGUCUCUCAUAUAUAUUUUGGGUAAAACGUCACCGAUAUGCGUGUAGUUUAUUUAUAUCACACGUUGCUACUAAAGUUUUCCAUGUAAUAUCACGUAAGCCUAAGACUUCUCUUUAUUACUAUGCGAAAUAAAAAGCUCAGUUUCAGGA